Molecule: messenger RNA, 898 nt
Organism: Tuber aestivum (summer truffle)
Lineage: Eukaryota; Fungi; Ascomycota; Pezizomycetes; Pezizales; Tuberaceae
Source: the annotation of a GenBank genome assembly
AACUCCAUUGUCUCCGUCUUCGCACCACCGCUACCCCCGCCGCUGCACAGCUGACUCUGUGGGUUCUUGAGAAGAAAGAAUGAAGACUCUCAUCCUCGCCACCAUCCUCCUCCCCCUUCUCACUUCCGUCGCCGCUCAAUCGAGCGCUGGGCCUGCUGGUUGCUACAGGGGCCCGGGUAGCCUGUCCUCACAGCAACUAGGCGCCCCCAACUCUGUCGCGGCCUGCCGCGAGACUUGCGUGAGAGCCGGCAACUACCGCGUCCAAGCAAUGACCGGGGGCACAGAAUGCUACUGCGGCGACAACCUGCCGCAGGGCCCGAGAGCCCCCGAUUCAAAUUGUGGGGCCAAUUGUGCUGGAGCUUUGAACGAGACAUGUGCCCCGCCCAUCCCUUCAACCCGGGGGUCAACGCUAAUUGGAACAGGUGGAAGUAAUGAUGGGAUGUUCUUCUCGUUUUACUUCACGGGAGCGAGCGCCUCGCCACCCGCGGGCUCGAAUACUACUUCUGGUGGCGGCGGGAACAGUAACACUACGCGUAGUGGCGGGGCGCAGACUAGUGUUCCCGCGAACACGACUGCCGGCAGGGGUGGAGCAACGACGUCAGAAGGUUCGGCCGCGACAAGGACCGGUGGUCCGGCGGGAACCACCGGCUCAAGCGCUACUGGUACUGCUGCCAGCACUUCGACUGGUGCUAGUUCUGGCGAUAGUGUGCAGGUUGGAAGCGGGGUGCUGAUCGGGGCGGUGAUUGGGAUUCUCGCUAUGGUUUUCUAAGGAUGGGAUAUUCGUGCUGGGGCGGUGAUUUUUUGUACAAAAUUAGUAUAUCGUGUCACUUCUAGGAUUGGUUAUUUCUUUAGACUAUCGAGUUGGAGAUUUUGAGGUAAUUGGAAUAAUAUAUACCCU